Molecule: messenger RNA, 2130 nt
Organism: Candida albicans SC5314
Lineage: Eukaryota; Fungi; Ascomycota; Pichiomycetes; Serinales; Debaryomycetaceae
Exons: 1
Coding region: 1-2130 (709 amino acids)
Biological process (GO): mismatch repair; nucleotide-excision repair
Cellular component (GO): nucleus; nucleotide-excision repair factor 2 complex; XPC complex
Molecular function (GO): single-stranded DNA binding; damaged DNA binding
Source: RefSeq, a predicted model, not a curated record
AUGAGCAACCAGAGCCCCAAUUUACAUCACCGAAAGCUAUUGAAUGAUGUUAAUAUAAGAGAAGAACUGCCACUGAGAAAGAAGCGGGGAUAUCAGAAGCCAGAGACAAUUCCCGUAGAUGAUACAUCAGAUUCCGAAGAAUUUGAAGACGUGGACUUGAAUAUACUUGACGACUCCGAUGAGUUUGAAACCAUUGACCUUGAAAAUAUACCAAAAGAAUCAGGUAAUGAUACAUUGGUUAUACGAAUAGACAACAAUAAGAAAGAGGAAAAGACUCCAAAAAACUUGAUAAGUCGUGAAGAAAGACAUCGACGCGUCCUACUUCACAAAAUGUACUUGGUAAUGAUGUUGGUACAUGGAAGCAUUAGAAAUUUAUGGUGUAAUAACAAAGAAAUAGCGAGAAGCUUGAAAUUAUCCUGUGUGACACCUCAGAUUACACAGUUAUUGGAGAACAACACAAAUGCUCUGGACCAAGUCAAGUCACGGAGAUUACUUGAUGGAUUAAAGAAAUUGAUGACAAUAUUUCUGGCGAAAUUCAGAAUCAUCUCACAGGGAAUUAUAAGAAAGGAUUGGGACGAGCUUGAAUUGUCCCAGAAAUCAGAUAUUGUUGGCAAAAGGACUUUUAGAAAGUUGGCUUGCAAUUUCAGAGGGAGCAGAGAUGUCGCAGCACAAACAUUUGUAACUCUAUUGCGAGGGCUAGGCUUAAAUGCCAGAUUAGUGUUUUCUUUACAGCCGCCAGAUUAUACGAAGAUAACUCACGGACCCCACCCAUCUGGCCAUGAGAAGAGUGGUACACCAAAAAGAAAAACAAAAACUGCCGGAUUUCAGGAUUCCGAAUAUCCUGUAUUCUGGGUUGAAGUUUGGAACAAGUACACACGUCAAUGGGUCAGUAUCGAUCCCAUAGUGAUGAAGUUAAUUGAAGUAUGUCCUAAGAGAAAAAAGUCGCCAUUCGAGCCACCUCCUACUGAUGAGCGAAACCAGUUAACCUACGUUGUGGCUUUUGAUAAAUUCGGACGCGUUAGAGAUGUGACUAGAAGGUACAGCUAUAAUUACAACGCGAAAACUAUUCGGAAACGAAUUGAAUUCAGGUCAAGCGAAGAUAAAUCUUGGUAUUUGAAAGUUCUACGCUGCUGUGAUUUUAAAAAGACUCAAAACGUAGCUGACAUUUAUGAGCAGAAGGAAUUUUAUGAUCGUGAUUUGGCAGAAGGUAUGCCUAAUAAUAUACAGGCAUUCAAAAAUCAUCCAUUGUAUGCGUUAGAGUCACAACUACGACAAGAUGAAAUCAUAUUCCCCAAAGACGAUACUAGCAAGUGUGGCACUUUUAGAUCUAAAAACUCCUCUAAAGUUUUCCAAGUUUACAAAAGAUCAUGUGUGCAUCGAUUGAGGUCAGCAAAAGCUUGGUAUAUGAGAGGAAGGCAAUUAAAAGUCGGGGCAAUUCCUUUGAAAUCAAAAGAAGAAGAUGUACGCUUAUAUGCAGAGUUUCAAACGCAGUUGUACAUACCUCCACCCGUGACUGAUGGCAUUGUUCCUAAAAAUCAAUAUGGAAAUAUAGAUGUUUACACGAAAACAAUGUUACCCGAGAACUCUAUUUUGAUAGAGUGUGAUGAAAACUGCUCAAUGAAGAUGCUUCAGAACGCAGCUAAUCUCUUAGCUAUCGAUUAUGCUAAAGCAAUUGUUUCGUUUAGUUUUAAAGGGAAAAAGAAGAAACAUAAUAUCACUGCUAGAGAAGGAGGUAUAGUUAUUGCAAAAGAAUAUGAGGAGGCAAUGCAGCUCACAAUAGACAACCUUAUUGAACAAGAGGAGGAAGACCAACGGGCAUUAUCAGAAGCAAAUGCAUUAAGAAAUUGGAAAUACUUUUUGUUAAAGCUAAGGUUAGAAGAUCGUUUGAAUAAAUCACAUGGUGCGAUUUUAGACACGCCAGGCACAGAAGAACUGACCUCAAACGAAAAUCCCGAAGGCGGUGGGUUCGUUGUAUCAGAUGAAGAAGUAGAUGAGGGCGGAUUUAUUGUUUCCGACAAAGAGCCAGAGGAAGGUGGUUUCAUUGUUUCAGAUGAGGAACCGGAAGAUAAUUCCGUAGAUGUCACCAGUGAGGAAUAUUCUGAUAUAGAUUUUGAAUACGAAAGCGAUUAA